Daphnia pulicaria is the source of this 1597-nucleotide messenger RNA. RefSeq names its product COP9 signalosome complex subunit 2 (gene alien). The transcript is spliced from 9 exons. Gene Ontology annotation, cellular component: COP9 signalosome. NCBI's taxonomy places the organism in Eukaryota, Metazoa, Arthropoda, Branchiopoda, Diplostraca, Daphniidae. Gene Ontology annotation, biological process: protein deneddylation. Gene Ontology annotation, molecular function: protein binding. The record is from RefSeq and is a predicted model, not a curated record. The coding region runs from base 167 to 1507 and encodes 446 amino acids.
GCCGGUCUAAGCAGACGAAAAACGGGUCCGGAAUAUUUCAAGCGAUUUCAAGACAUCCAAACAACAGAGGCACCAUUGUUGUGGAUAAAAAUCAAAAGAUUGAAACUUACAAAAGUAGAAGUACAUAUAUUGUAUGCUGAAGUAAGAUUUGUGGGUCGUUUCACAAAUGUCUGAUGUCGAAGAUGACUUCAUGUGUGCUGAAGAUGAGGACUAUGAUCUGGAGUACUCAGAAGAUAGCAAUUCUGAACCAGAUGUUGACCUUGAAAAUCAGUACUACAAUUCAAAAGCAUUGAAAGAAGAUGAACCUAAGGCCGCCCUCACAUCAUUCCAAAAAGUCUUGGACUUGGAAAUGCAAGGUGGAGAAAAGGGAGAAUGGGGUUUUAAAGCACUUAAACAAAUGAUCAAAAUCCUUUUCACAUUGAACAACUACCCAGAGAUGAUGACUCGAUACAAACAGCUUUUAACUUACAUAAAAAGUGCUGUAACGAGGAAUCACAGUGAGAAAUCAAUCAAUUCUAUUCUGGAUUAUAUCUCCACAUCAAAACAAAUGGAACUUCUUCAAGAUUUUUAUGAAACAACAUUAGACGCUCUCAAGGAUGCAAAAAAUGAUCGACUUUGGUUCAAGACAAAUUCAAAACUCGGUAAACUGUAUUUUGAUAGAGGAGACUACAACAAACUGGCUAAGAUUCUCAAGCAACUGCAUCAAUCUUGUCAGACGGAUGAAGGUGAAGAUGAUUUGAAGAAAGGAACUCAACUUCUUGAAAUCUAUGCUUUGGAGAUUCAGAUGUAUACAGCACAGAAAAAUAACAAGAAGUUAAAGGCAUUGUAUGAGCAAUCUCUCCACAUCAAAUCGGCUAUACCGCAUCCGUUGAUCAUGGGAGUUAUCCGUGAAUGUGGCGGUAAAAUGCAUCUUCGCGAAGGAGAAUUUGAAAAAGCACAUACAGACUUUUUCGAAGCAUUUAAGAAUUAUGACGAAUCUGGAAGCCCAAGGAGAACUACUUGCUUAAAGUAUUUAGUUCUAGCUAACAUGUUAAUGAAGUCGGGUAUCAAUCCAUUUGACUCACAAGAAGCUAAGCCUUACAAGAACGACCCCGAAAUUCUAGCCAUGACUAACUUAGUUUCAGCUUACCAAAAUAAUGAUAUCUCAGAGUUCGAAAAAAUCCUUCGUCAAAACCAUCGGAAUAUUAUGGACGAUCCUUUCAUUCGCGAGCAUAUCGAAGAUUUGCUACGUAAUAUUCGCACGCAAGUUCUUAUCAAACUGAUUCGUCCCUACACCCGGAUUCAUAUUCCUUCAAUAUCUAAGGAACUAAAUGUUGAUGUCAACGAAGUGGAGAGCUUGUUAGUUGCUUGCAUUCUUGACAACACGAUUCAAGGACGAAUCGACCAAGUCAACCAAGUGCUUGAGCUAAAUCAACAACGGCAAGGAACAGCUCGUUACAACGCUCUUGACAAUUGGACUUAUCAGUUGUCUUCUCUUCAUUUGGCGAUCGCAAACAAGAUGGCUUAAUAUAUUUUUUUUAUUGAAUUAAUGGCGUUCUCUGCUUUGCCGAAAACUUUGUUUUGUAAUAGAAAUACAAAAAAAAAUGGCGAUGGUUAA